CUCAGCACUCCACCUCUGCACAGAGCAGCAGCAGCAGCAGCAGCAGCAGCGGGAGCCGAAACCAGCCUGCAGCAGAAGCAAAUUCCUGGGUCAUUAUCUGUCGCAUGUGGAAUACCUGGAGACAGACGGAUAUCGGCUUCUGCGGGAAUUAGAAGAGCAGAUACGACACAGUUGUGUUGUGGAUUUUUUUGUCUGUUUAUUUUUUUUUUUUUUUUGAGAGCUUUUGUGUUGCCAGGGAAGAGAAAGUCCGAACAGCCAUGAUGGUUCAUCCGGUAUCUGCCACAUCACUCAACAGCCACUAAUGACCGAACCUUAUUUAGCAAACCAAAGAUGUCAGCGUGCAGUGACUUUGCAGAACACGUGUGGAAACCCGGCUCUUGUAAGAACUGCUUCCACCCGCUUAGUGCACACCACAAGACUGUCAGCGGCCUGGAUGGUGUGCAAGCCGCUUGUUUGAAGAGCAUCCUGGGAGGUGAUGAAGAAACGGUAGUAACAGCGCCUUCACCUUACAGCAAGCCAACCAUCGCAGUCAGACCCACUAUGAUGAGCCUUGAUACCAAUGAGUCGAUGUCUGAUGUCAACAUGAACAUAGAGCAGGAGAACACAAAGAGCCCAGUUCAGCGUUUGGGCCUGAAGAAGCUCCUGGACCUGUCGUCCCUUUACAUUGACAGUAACGGCUGCAACAAGGCCCACAGAGAGGCAGUUCUCCAGAGUCCUGAAACCAAGAUGGACUACAACAACUGCUUCUCUCUGGCUUCCUUAUCCCCCAACAUCCUGCCUAAAGACUCCAUGAUCAUCGGCAAUAUCUUUGUCACCCAGGAGGAGGGGAGAGGUUCUCAGAGUUUAAAGAAAAAUGCCAGUGGAGACACCUGUAGACAACAGAAUACAACUACCACUAAAACCAAGAGCACUUAUAAUGGAAUUAGUGUGACUACCAUGGCAAAUUGCCAGGAGUUCCAUCAGGCCUCUGUGGAGAUACCUUUUUCUGUGGAUAUUGUCCCUUCCAGUCCUGCCAAAGUUCAUAGCAAUGGUAUCAGCAGUGGGAGUCCUGCUACUGUUACAACUAAGACAUCCAGCACUUCUACCACUUUUCCCACCACAGCCUUAAGUGUGGACACCAUUAGCCACAAUUCUGCACCAUCGCUCCGCUCUCCUCCCGUACUGUCUGAACAGAAUAGCCUAUUGAACUCCUCUUGUUCUUAUUAUAGUAGUACAGAUUCACUUCCUGAGGCAGAGGGGUCGGGAGAAAGACAAGUUAGGUCAGGGAGCCCCCAAAGCCCACCAGCCAUGGGUAGCUCACAGUCAUCUCCCAACUCUCCUAAUGGACAGCCAGACUCUGAACCCAUUUAUGCAGAGAGCACCAAGAAAAAGCGCAGGCCGCAAGGAAAUGGGUUGCAGUCCCAUCUUAUGUGCCCAAACCAGACUAAGAACUCAUCCCAGGGCUCUGAGCUUUUAGGAGAGAGUCAACGGGCCACCAUCACUGUAAUGGCCGCUCACACAGAGGAGAACAGGACUUUCUUCCUGAGCAGUCCAGAUUCAGCCAUCAGCACCCAAUGCCACUUCAGCCCCACAGCACGUGAAGACCCUAGCAGCCCAGCUUUCCGCUGGCCCAGCCCGAGCCACAGCUUACCCUCUUUGGUCACAGAAGCCAGCCUUACCCCCGCUCUUCACCCCAAGCCUCAGUCUAGCCCACCCAUUCCCCCCAAAAGGACCACCCGUUCCCCCAAACUGGGCACAUCUAGCCUCUCACCAUCCAUGUCUUCUCCGGUCCCUCUACCUGAUCUCCCCAGACUGAGUACCUCCAGCCUCUCACCGUCCAUUUCGUCUCCUGUCCCUCUCCCUGAACUCCCCAUGCUUUUCCUCGUCUCUGCUAGAGAGGGCCACUUCAAGGUCCAUGCAGAGAACCAAAGCUCAGCAGCAUCCGAACGCUGGCACAAGCCCCCGCACCACAGUUCUGGCUGGAACUGUUGCAUCGAGGAAGAAGAGGAAGAGGAUGAGAGAGAGCGGAAAGAGGGGGAGAAGAAGAAGUUGGCCGCCAACCCGGGGACAACCUCUCGGGUGUCAGGCCUGGUCAAUGGUGCCGCUGUCUGGAAGGAGGCCAGGGACUGGAAGGCCCACACCAGCCCCCCUUCGAUGACAGAGCCAGGCACGGCCCCCCCGGCUGCCCCUAACAAUGGUGCCUGUCAGGGGGAGACUGAGGGCACCGGUGCAGAGGAGGAGGGCAAGCAUAACGGGAGCAUGCCGUCCAAGCAACCGUUGCAUGGCGGCUCAUCAGAGCUGCUGGCAGCAGGGAAGGGAGCUGCCAACAAUGAGCCCAAUCCACCACCUCCCCCACCUAAGAAACUGCACAGAGGGUGCAGUAAGAUGAGUGGCAGCAACAUGGAGCUGGACCGCUGCAGCCAACAAGGUUCAGUAGAAAGCCCUACUUCAUCUCUACGGGGCCUGGGAAGUUCCAGCCUACCCCUGGCCUCCACUGACAACCUGACUGCUGACACUGGUUCUCGGGAUCCACGGAUGUCUUGUUCCUCUCCCUUUUCCAGAAGUCCAGUGGCCUCAGUUCCAGGCUCUCCUCACCCGCCCUCCUUUAACAGCUUCAGUAACCAGCCACCUCCACUCCCAGAGAAAAAAAAUGGUCAACCGCACUGUGUCAGCUCCGGAUAGCGCAAACGGAAGACCUUUUGUCCGGGCCUACCCACGCCUCCCAUUCACUGGCUCGGAGAGCAACGUGUGUCGACCUGCUGAUGUUAGCUCCCGGUCCAGU
Molecule: messenger RNA, 2761 nt
Organism: Perca flavescens (yellow perch)
Lineage: Eukaryota; Metazoa; Chordata; Actinopteri; Perciformes; Percidae
Gene: prag1
Product: PEAK1 related, kinase-activating pseudokinase 1
Exons: 5
Coding region: 331-2661 (776 amino acids)
Biological process (GO): protein phosphorylation
Molecular function (GO): protein kinase activity
Source: RefSeq, a predicted model, not a curated record